Messenger RNA from Alternaria viburni, 1119 nucleotides. RefSeq lists its product as uncharacterized. Gene Ontology annotation, biological process: pyrimidine nucleotide biosynthetic process; 'de novo' pyrimidine nucleobase biosynthetic process. NCBI's taxonomy places the organism in Eukaryota, Fungi, Ascomycota, Dothideomycetes, Pleosporales, Pleosporaceae. The record is from RefSeq and is a predicted model, not a curated record. Bases 1 to 1119 code for a protein of 372 amino acids. Gene Ontology annotation, molecular function: dihydroorotase activity. Gene Ontology annotation, cellular component: cytoplasm. The transcript is spliced from 3 exons.
AUGAAGUUUACGGAGUUGACCGAGAUUGAGCUGCCGGCGGCAUAUGAUGCUCAUGUGCAUCUGAGAGAUGGCGAGAUGUCGCAGCUUGUUACGCCUACGAUUCGGAAGGGUGGUGUGAAUCAGGUGUAUGUUAUGCCGAACCUGGUCCCGCCUAUUAUAUCCGUGAAGCAAUGCCUCGAGUACCGCGACAGACUCCGUGCUAUUGAGCCGAAUGUGGAUUACGUCAUGUCGCUGUAUCUCCACGAGGAUAUCACGCCGGAGGUUAUUCGUGAAGCGAAGAAAGCGGGGAUUACGGGUGUCAAGUCGUAUCCCGCUGGAGUUACUACGAAUUCCUCAUCCGGUGUUCUCGACUACGAAACCUUCUACCCCGUCUUCGCCGAAAUGGAGAAACAGAACAUGGUCCUAAACCUCCACGGCGAAGUCCCCUCGACCCCAUCCUCCGCGCACCUCACCACCACAAAGGACAGUAAAACAGGCGCCAUAACCAUCCUCAACGCCGAACCCGCCUUCCUCCCCACCUUCCUCUCCCUGCACGCCAAAUUCCCCACCCUCCGCAUAAUUCUCGAGCACUGCAGCACAUCCGCCGCCCUCUCCGCCGUCCGCUCCUGCGGCCCCUCCGUCAGCGGCACAAUCACCGCGCACCACCUCAGCCUCAUCAUCGAUGAUUGGGCAGGCGACCCAUUUUGUUUCUGCAAGCCUGUUGCCAAGACGCCCGAGGAUAGGGAUGCGUUGCUCCGCGCGGUGGUGCAGGGGAAUGGGAAGUUUUUUCUGGGGACGGACUCGGCGCCGCAUCCGAGGGGGAAGAAGAGGGGGGAGGAUAAGGUUGCUGCGGGGGUUUUUACGCAGCCGUAUGCGGUGGGGUAUGUGCUUGAUGCGUUGGAGGUGGGGGUGAAGAGGGGGGUUAUUGGGGAGGAGGAGGUGACGAAGGAGGUGCUGGAGGGGUUCUUUGGGGGGUGGGGGAGGGGUUUUUAUCAGAUUGUGGAUGAGAGGACGGAGAGGAUUGUACUGAGGAAGGGGAAGGAGACGGUGGUGGAUGUGUUGAGGAAGGAGGGUGGGGGCGAGUGUGAGGUCGUGCCGUUUAGGAAGGGGGAGGUUACUUGGGGGGUUGAGUGGAAGUGA